Helobdella robusta is the source of this 366-nucleotide messenger RNA. RefSeq lists its product as hypothetical. Gene Ontology annotation, molecular function: iron ion binding. Lineage: Eukaryota; Metazoa; Annelida; Clitellata; Rhynchobdellida; Glossiphoniidae. The transcript is spliced from 3 exons. The record is from RefSeq and is a predicted model, not a curated record. Bases 1 to 366 code for a protein of 121 amino acids.
AUGGAGGCCUAUGAAAUUCCAUCUCCUUAUGAAUGGGAUGAAUCUUUUAGAGUAUUUUAUGACAAACUGGACGAGCAGCACAAGGGGUUGUUCAAGGGCAUCUUCGACGUCUGCAAGAGCCCAUCUGACGCUUCUGCCCUCAGUCACCUCAAGCACGUUCUUACUGAACACUUCAAGACAGAGGAGGGUAUGAUGAAGGACGCUCAUUUCAGUGACUACGACAACCACAAACACAUCCAUGACGACUUCGAGAAGCAGCUGGACGCCCAACACGUUCCGAUCCCGGUUGAAAAAGUUACAGCCGCCAAGGAAUGGCUGGUCAACCACAUUAAGGGCAUCGACUUCAAAUACAAGACCCACUUGUAA